This is a messenger RNA of Lasiodiplodia theobromae, 627 nucleotides long. RefSeq lists its product as uncharacterized. The record is from RefSeq and is a predicted model, not a curated record. NCBI's taxonomy places the organism in Eukaryota, Fungi, Ascomycota, Dothideomycetes, Botryosphaeriales, Botryosphaeriaceae. The coding region runs from base 1 to 627 and encodes 208 amino acids. The transcript is spliced from 2 exons.
AUGCCUGCGAUACGCCACGCUCGAGUUCUCGACGGCGCCACGCUCGACGCCGCCGGCUUCCAGCCGCGUUCCGCUCCCGCCGCCGACUCGCUUCCUGCCAACUCAUACGACCGUCUCAUCCCGCGCCAGGGCUCCGAUUCGAGCGGCGGUUACAUUCCUCUCUCGUACCAGGGUCUCAAUUCCGGUCCCGCCCCGGGGACCGUGGCUGGAAUCGUCUUGGGCUCCGUCGCCGGCUUCUUGCUCAUCGCCUGGCUGCUUCUUACGGUUGCCAACCUCGGGGGCCGCAGCGCCAUCGCUGGCGAAGAGGAGAUAGUCGUGCGCGAACGCCCGCCUCGCUCCCCGCGCUCCCGCCGCAGUCGCCGCAACUCCAGGCAUGAGAUUCGCGAAGUCAGCAGGAGUCCGCGCCCACACCACAUAAUCGUUGAAGAACACCGUACAAGUGUUCCGCCACCCCCGCCCUCGCAGCCGCGUCCGCGCAGUCGCUCCGUGCUGGUCGAGGAGAGAAUCAGCGCUGAGCGGAGAGUCGAUGGCGACGACAUUGUGGAGGUCAUUGAGGAGCACAGCCCACCCAGACGCCAUCGGAGCAGGCGGGACUCGGGUGGAUACAGGAGAUCGCUUUACGGAUGA